Astyanax mexicanus (Mexican tetra) is the source of this 3526-nucleotide messenger RNA. RefSeq names its product zinc finger protein 239-like. The coding region runs from base 239 to 1039 and encodes 266 amino acids. The transcript is spliced from 2 exons. The record is from RefSeq and is a predicted model, not a curated record. Gene Ontology annotation, biological process: regulation of transcription by RNA polymerase II. NCBI's taxonomy places the organism in Eukaryota, Metazoa, Chordata, Actinopteri, Characiformes, Acestrorhamphidae. Gene Ontology annotation, molecular function: RNA polymerase II cis-regulatory region sequence-specific DNA binding; DNA-binding transcription factor activity.
CCAGAGGAAGAGCAGAAUCAGCUGAACAAAAGAAGGUACGAGAAUCUCUCUCACUCUCUCUCUCUCUCUCUCUUUUAAAGAAAUAAAAAUAUUCCUGGUUUUCUCCAGAAAUUCAUCACUACCAACAACCAGGAUAAUUAACAAAAAGCAAUGUUAAACUGCUGAAAGAGGUGAAGCACAAGCCGUCCUGAAGAAUCUCCAGAACACGCAGAAAUCGUUUGACACAUUAAACAGACAAAUGAAGCCAAGUCCCGACAUGGAGAAACAUCAGCACUCUGUCAAGAGUUUUACUAAACAGAGUGAUCUCAAAAUUCACCAGCGCAUUCACACAGGAGAGAAACCGUAUUACUGCUUAGACUGUGGUAAGAGUUUUACUACACAGAGUAAUCUCAAAAAUCACCAGCGCAUUCACACUGGAGAGAAACCGUUUUACUGCUCAGACUGUGGGAAGAGUUUUACUCAACAGAGUACUCUCAAAAAUCACCAGCGCAUUCACACAGGAGAGAAACCGUAUCACUGCUCAGACUGUGGUAAGAGUUUUACUACACAGAGUAAUCUCAAACUGCACCAGCGCAUUCACACAGGAGAGAAACCGUAUCACUGCUUAGACUGUGGGAAGAGUUUUACUAAACAGAGUAAUCUCAAACAUCACCAGCGCAUUCACACUGGAGAGAAACCGUAUUACUGCUCAGACUGUGGGAAGAGUUUUACUAAACAGAGUACUCUCAAUAAUCACCAGCGCAUUCACACAGGAGAGAAACCGUAUUACUGCUCAGACUGUGGGAAGAGUUUUACUAAACAGAGUACUCUCAAUAAUCACCAGCGCAUUCACACAGGAGAGAAACCAUAUUACUGCUCCGAAUGUGGGAAGAGUUUUAAUCAACAGAGUAAUCUCAAACUGCAUCAGCGCAUUCACACCGGAGAGAAACCGUAUCACUGCUCAGACUGUGGGAGGAGUUUUACUCAACAGAGUAAACUCAAAAAUCACCAGCGCAUUCACACAGGAGAGAAAACUCCCAAAUUUGUUCCACUGCAAUAAAAAGUGCAAAUCGUAAAUCUUUCAGACAGAACACCUUAUCCUACAAAAAUGUUUCACUUUGUCACUUGGGACACGUUUCACCAGAAACAAACAUGAACUGAAUUUAACAAUGAAUUUUACAGGUUCAACAAAAUGAAUCUUUUCCAGGGAUGAUGUUUAUUGAAUUCCAUGUUGUGUUUUCUUGUAUGUUUGAUAUUCCAGGACAUUCUUCGUGAGACACAGCUCAGUUUUUAGGGUAGUUACGGUAGGAGUUCAGUUCUGAAGAAGGGAAGGUUGUUUAAGUUCGAGUGAGGGCACUGCCAGUGCUUGCACCAGAUGUUAGGUUAGCAUAAUUUAGUCUUUAAAAUUUAGAUGUUGUUAGGAGUACAGUAGGAUUCUUAGUCUGCAACUAAGCAUUUUGGAUCAAACCUUCAGUGCUUAUGCCUAAAAGGUUUUGAAUGCAUUUAAUCGCUUUUCUAGUAUAUACAGAUUUAAUUAUUUCCAUUAAUUUCCAGUAUCUCUGUUUUUCCUCUGUGGAAGCCGUCCUCAGUUCCCCAAGCUUAGCAUAGCUUACUUUAAUGCUAUCAACUGCCAGGCCACCCAUAUGAAAGGAUAAGGGGAAAACACCACCUGAGGAACUCCAGAGAGAGAGUGCUCACAAAAGUGUGACCCAGAGCCACAGAGAGACGACACUGUGCCGGGUGGAAUAUUCAGACCCCACAGAGAGGCCAACAAAAUCUUUUCCAGAGGUUAAAUAAAACGCUCCAGCCGUAGUUCUCACACUGAAAUCAACCCCCUCCAGACCUGUAUAGCGCAGUAAAGUUGCUGGCUCAUUUAUUGCCCCUGCUGUUGUUCUCUCUGUUACCAUAGAGGGAUAUUUGGUUGAUGUAUUACUCAAGUUUUUUACUCUUUUUCUUAUUAGAUAUUGUAUCUUGCUUAAGACUUUUUAAUCUCCAAAGUAACUAAGAAUAUCCAAUUAAUUUAGUUCAUUGAUUGUUUUUAUCCAGUACCAACUGUUAUCCUUGCAUUGCUUCACAUCUAUAUUUAUUAGGGGUGCAGGAAAAAAAUCGAUUGGAGCUAACAUUGAACGAUUCAGAAUCGAUUCUCAUUUUCCUAAAAACGUGUUUUUUGGGUGAAGCUACUGUCGCGCUGAGCUUUUUAACUGUCCUGCGGAGCUCUUUAACUGUUAAAAAGCUCUGCGCGACAGUAGGUGAACUCCCAGUUAGGCAACAGAGGGGUGUGCAUGCUAAAAGCUAGUGUAUUUAGUAUUUUCUCUGCUUGUUACAUAAUUAUAGCCUAUCUAACGUUCCACUCUUGACCUUGUGGCUGUUUAUGAGUGUUUUCUAGUUUUAACAAUGUCUACCUUUUAGAAAUGAAUACAGGAUUAGUCAAGUUUAUUGUUUGAAAUAAAUGUUCUAUUUGUUUAAAUUGUCCUUUCAUCUUUUUAUCUUCUCACAUAAUUUAAACAAAAUUUAUAGGCCAUUUGAAUUGAUAAAUCAUUCUAGAAUCGAAAAUCGUUUCUGAAUCGAAUCUUGACCCCAAAAAUCGGAAUCAAAUCAAAUCGAAACACUGAGAGAUUCAUACCCCUAAUAUUUACUCGUGUGUGUUUCAAUAAAAUGCUUUUAUAUUGCAAGAUCUGCAAUCUCGUGUUUUCUCACUAUAUGGUUGAUAACCUUUCUGUGACCUGGAACCUAUCCAUCCUGAGCCUGUUUUAUGUUAUUAUUUGGUGAAGGGUGUGAUUGGAGAUAACCACACCUGCACACUCUUAUUUUUAAAUGUUUUAUACAUUUAUAUAUACAGUUAUUAUUUUUCUGUUCACUUAAUAAUUUAUUUAAAAACUGCUUUCUUUUUAACUGUCACAAUGACGCAGGGCUUUGGAGGUUGUUUGUACUUUUUCAGAAAUCAGGAAGGUCAGAGUGUUUUCAUCAACAGGGAGAGCUGUGAGGAGAACGUGACCCUGAGUGGCAGAGAAGCUUCACUGCUGUUCUGGGACCAGUGCAUAUGAACUAGGAGACAACAAGCUCUCUGAGUGAAGUGCUGGGAACCUCUCCUCAGAUAUCCAGCGCAUGCCUGUUCUACACGCCGUAAAGUCGCACACAUGCCAGAAGAUCUUCCCAUCCACUCUUUUCCUCUGUUUCAUCUUCUCACAGACUUUAGGGCACAUAAGGAUUGUUUGGAACACAAGGACUGUCUGCUGUGUUCAUGAAGGACACAGAGCUGAACAACAUCAUGAUAAGAACUUGUUGCUCAGACAGGCUGGAGCUGAUCACAUCAUUGGAACAACAAGCUGUUAACUGGACUGGAUAAAUGUAUAACUGCUUGGAUUAAGUCUGGAGGGCUCCCUCUCUUUCUCUCUCUUUGGGUUGUGAAUGUGUUGAUCUAUCACGAUUUUAUUACACUAUGUGUUCACUCGUUGAUGUACUUUUACUCUUUUCUAAUAUAUAUUUAUAUAUAUAUGUAAUGCUGAAACUAUUUUUCCAGUAAACUUUCAUACAUUUUAAAUUCUAA